GAUGAGCGCUGCUCUACAGCCUGUGCUUCAGGAGAGGAGUCAUGGACGCAGUGUCGCAGGUGUUCGUCUGAGCAGAUCUGGCCUGUAUUUGAAGUCUCUGUGAUCAGCUGAAGUGCUUUGUGUUGAGAUAAUGAGCAGCGGUACUCCUUACAUCGGCAGUAAGAUCAGUCUGAUCUCUAAAGCUCAGAUUCGCUAUGAGGGAAUAUUAUACACUAUUGACACGGAUAACUCCACCGUGGCUCUGGCGAAGGUGAGGUCUUUUGGGACGGAGGGGCGGCCGACGGACCGGCCCGUGCCGCCGAGGGAUGAGGUCUUCGAGUACAUCAUCUUCAGGGGAAGUGACAUCAAAGACAUCACGGUCUGUGAGCCUCUGAAGAUUCACCACAGUCUUCCUCAGGACCCUGCUAUCGUUCAGUCGUCUGUGGGGUCGGUCCAUUACCCUGCGUCUCAGGCCGGCUACAGCCCUUACCGGAGCGUGCUGCCCUCCUACAGCCAGCUGGCCGCCAGCUCGCUCCUCAGCCAGCAGUACGCCGCCGCCCUGGGCCUCGGCUCUGGUGUUCCUGUGAGGAGAGGCCCGAUGGUGGAGCAGGCGGUUCAGACGGUGCCUGCGGAGCAAGCGGUGCAGAAGAAGGGUUUGUCUGGAGCGCAGCAGCAGGGAGGAGAGCCGGGCCGAGCGCAGAGGACCAGAGCCCCAGCCCCGGCACCGGCCCCGGCCCAGAGAGCGGCACAGCAAGGAGCCUUGAAGGGACCGAGUCCAGCCAAUGACGAGAACAAGCCUCCAGGCAGCAGGAGAAAACAGGGAGCUCGCCGGUCCAGGAACCGCGGCCGAGGUCAGAUCCUCGUAGGCAACACCAAGCCCAGCACCCUGCAGUUCGAGUCGGACUUUGACUUCGAAAUGGCAAACGCUCAGUUUAAUAAAGACGACCUGGAGAAGGAGAUCGAAGAAAAGCUCAGUGUUCAAGAACCGAAGGAGAGCCCGGAGGAAAGGAGCGAUAAAGAGCAGGAGAAGCCUGUCCCUGAGAGCGAGAGCCCUGCUGAAGAGGAUCCACUCGGGCCCAAGUGCUUUUACAAUAAAGCCAAGUGCUUCUUCGAUAACGUCUCCUCAGAGCUCAAGUCGAGGCGUACCACGUGGGCUGAGGAGAGGAAGCUGAACGUGGAGACCUUUGGGGUCCCCGGGCGGUUUCUGAGGGGCCGUGGGUUUCGGGGUAAUUACAGAGGGAGACGGGGCCGAGGGGCAGCGCAGCAUCCCGUCCCACAGAGAGUAGGGAGCGGGCGGCUGUGAGAUCUCUCUUCAUCUAAUCGACUCCUGAUGCACUGAAAUCCCACUCGCCGCUGCAGAUGCUUGCCACUCGUUCUGAGUGAACGGCAACUACUUUGGCUUAAACGUGCCUCUUUCCUCCAGAUACACCGCCUUCCUCCGGGACGUGGCUGACUUGCUCUCGUCUGAGUUUGGUUUCCGGUGUCGGAGAUCUUCAGUGGUAAAUAUCACUAGACUGUUCUCGUCAUCUCGCCCUCCUGUGAAAAAUGGCUACAUUGAUUGUUAGUUUUCAUUUGAUGUUUAAACGGCCUUUUCCUUUUUGUUUAAUGUGAAGAAACUCUCGGCUUUAAUGUGAAUGCACCUUAAUCUAUCAGUGAUUUUUGCAUUUGAACUAGGAUGGCACUUUUAUUUGUAUGUACGGCCAAUUUAAUGGCUAUACAGGAAUAUCCAUUUAGAUGGAGUAGAUGAACUUCAGCCUAUGGUAUGUGGUCCCCAAUAAUUAUUUAUUACCUUUUUUUUUUUUUUUUUUUUCCAUGUGUGUAAAAUUGUAAGGGGAUCUUGUUCUUG
This is a messenger RNA of Onychostoma macrolepis, 1825 nucleotides long. It is a transcript of the gene lsm14b, whose product is annotated as LSM family member 14B. NCBI's taxonomy places the organism in Eukaryota, Metazoa, Chordata, Actinopteri, Cypriniformes, Cyprinidae. The record is from RefSeq and is a predicted model, not a curated record. Bases 131 to 1282 code for a protein of 383 amino acids. The transcript is spliced from 9 exons. Gene Ontology annotation, molecular function: mRNA binding.